Messenger RNA from Diplodia corticola, 1065 nucleotides. RefSeq names its product transcription factor c2h2. Bases 1 to 1065 code for a protein of 354 amino acids. The transcript is spliced from 4 exons. The record is from RefSeq and is a predicted model, not a curated record. NCBI's taxonomy places the organism in Eukaryota, Fungi, Ascomycota, Dothideomycetes, Botryosphaeriales, Botryosphaeriaceae.
AUGGCUGCCCCCAGAUCCUCCUCUCGACCAGAUCCCGAGACCGCUUCAGAUCCCCGCGUCUCCCGCCAUCCACGCCCCUCCCGACGCUCCUUCGCGCCUCACAGUCCAUCCUUCCCCGCAGCGAGCCCGCUGCGUGGCCCUUCUUACCCGCAACACCUCCUGGACCCUGCCUUCGACGGCGCGGCUCAGGACCUCGACUUGCUUGGCCCAUCGUCGUCCCUGGAUUUUGACUACGACCUGGACCCCACCCAAGCCGACCAAUCGUGCCACCGAUCCCCGAGCCACGGUGAACAAGACAUGAGCUCUCUCGGCUUCAUGAUGCCCUCACAGUACGGCUCUUUCCCUCCUCCGGGACCCAGCUACGAUCCCUAUGGUUACGCGCCGGACCAGACCCAGCAGUCAUCGCCGCAGCACCAGGCCUACACGCAGAGCAGUGGCGCUCCCUCGCCGUACAUGCAGUCGUACCCCUCGGCGGUGCUCAGGAGCAGCCCCGGCGCCGACUACCCGUCCAGACACGGCUCGAUAGCAAGCUCGACAUCCGGAGGGUACGUGCCAGUUUCCAGCGACGGGUCCAUGCCAGGCGCGAGCGCACAGGCGUCGCCGUACCCGCCCAUCCACCCGAACAUCUCUGCGCCCUACGGGGCCAACUACUCGACCCAACCAGCCCAAUACGGAGCCAACGCAGGAUACGGGGUGCCAUACGGACAGACGCCAGCAGCAGCAGCAGCAGCAGCAGCAGCACCGCCCAUGUACGCCGGCGCCGGCGCACAGUACCAAGCACCCUACCCGGCCGGCAGCGCAACGGACCCGUCAGCACAGCUCGGAGCCGACCGAGGGGUGCGCGUGCUCAACUCCAGGCCGAAGCCACAGUGCUGGGAGCACGGAUGCAACGGACGGCAGUUCUCGACCUUCAGCAACCUGCUGCGGCAUCAGCGCGAGAAGUCGGGCACGGCGGCCAAGUCGUACUGCCCGCGGUGCGGCGCCGAGUUCACGCGGACAACGGCACGCAACGGGCACAUGGCGCAUGACAAGUGUAAGCCACGCAAGUCGUCGGACGCAUCAUGA